ACCGGCACACAGGGAGGAAAGAGAAAAAAAGCCCGAAAAAGGCAAUGUUUGAGCGCUCCGGCGCUGCCCGCCGGGGGGGCCGUCAGGGCAUCCCCGGGCCCAGCCAGGGUGGGUGUCAGGGACACGGUGGAAAGGCCGGAGCUGGCUCCAGGGGACAGCCCGGAGGCGCAGCGAUCCCCCCUGGUGCGCCCCUCUCCUGAUUUGGGCCGGGAUCGCGGCUGCAGCCGCAGCUCUAACCCCUUGCCAUAAAUGUACCGCUGCAUCCCUGGCCAGGGGCAGCAUUCCCGAGGCACAGGCGCAGGGGAAAAGCAGCGGGUGAGCGGCACAGCCAGCCUGGUGCCAUGGCAUCCUCGCACUCCUUUCCCGAGCUGAAUGCCCCGCAGCAGAGGGACCCGGCCACGGCAAGUGCCAUACGUGACUCUGCUCUGACCCUCCCACCUCCCUGCGUGCCCCAGCCCCUGGUGUGCCCUGUGAACACCCUGCAUAACCUGCUCUGCUGCUCCAUCUUUUCUAUUCACACUGAGGUCCUGGAACAGGACAUCUCAUGAGUGAGCUACCUACCAGGGUCCUGAGUUUGUUUGACAUGAACAAGGAAAGAGCAAAUUAACAACCGAGCAUCUUGGGCAAGGGUAAAAUGAUCAAUUUACUGUUUGCCUUGUUAUAUUCUUCAAACACAAUAACAGUCCUCUACUUUAAAAAACCCUACCAUCUGCCGAAACAGAUGAGAAGUCUGUCAUGCCUGCAUUCUCAUAUGCUGAUACGUACUAUAAAGAUGUUUAAAAUAUAUUUUUUAUCUUUACAAAGAUAUUUCCUUCAGAUAUUGCAGACCAUAGAAACUCCUUCCCUUUAGCGGUAGUGUGACUCAUGCCCAGUUUGUGCAGCUUGCUCAGUUUUCAGACAACUCCCUAUUUUCUCUGCUCAGAAGGGAUUUUUUCUCCCCACUAUUAAAACAUUUCAAUGGCAAUAAUCUGUUUUGUCGGGGUUUUUUCCCUCUCUUUUAAGGAAGACAGGGCUGAUUACUUUUUAGCAUUUCCACUAUGAAAUGACUGUGAUCCUUUAUCGUUUAUUGUUUUGUUGAUCUUCUUAACUCUAGCCCAUGGAGAUGACACAAAUGUCAAUCUCAGUUACAGCAGUUCUUUGCUGCUGACUUCUAUAAAAGCAUUUUUUGAGGUGAAGUAGAUUUCUCCGUGUGCUUGUUUUCUAUCUCACUUCAAAGCAUCUUUGCAAUCUUGCUUUUGAGGGGCCCAUUUCAUGUUCUGAAAUCCUUUUCUAUAGGAUCUCAACCAGACCAAAAGAGGUCUCUUCAUUAGCUGGGUCACUAUCACCUCUCACCUUCUCUUUCCUACUAAUGUGUUUGCUUGAUUUGUGUUCCUUUCAGUCUUCCUCAUUAUUUAAUAUUCACAUUCCACUUUCCUGUCUUCUGUUCUAAAUAAAGCACCACAACAUUUUGCUUGAGUUUUUUACACCUAGUUGAAGUUUGAGUACUUGGCUGUUUUUUUCUCUGCUUCAGGUUCAGCCUUCAAAAGAUUAUCCCACACAACAAGUGUCUCACCACCUCAGUAAGAGUCCAUCCUUUAGUUAUUUCUUGUCCUUUAAUUCCCACAGGCAGGCAUUUCAAGCAAUUUUAAUCAUGAUUACUCCCAAGGAAAACAGAGAUCUCAUGUUUGGCAUGGCCAGCAAGCUGUCCUGUUGGGAUACAGCAGAAUUGCCAUCUUUAGACAUCUGCUUUGGAGUCUCUUAUGUUUCAUGGAUUUGUUAGUUAGUUCCUAAUUGGUGAAUGGUUUUUUCCAUGUAGUCAGUUAUGGUAAGUUCAGCCUCAAAGUGUUGACACCACAGCCUGGGUGGAUGGAAUAUUUCUUCUCUGGUUGUAUGUUGCCAGAUGCUUGCCACUCUGCCUGGGAUUUCCAGUCCUUCUUCCUCACAGUCCAUGAAGUUUGUUAAUGAGCUGGAUCAAUUCUGGCAUGCAGUAGUGUUUUAUUCCUGCCAGCAAACUUUCAAUGGCCCUGACUCCCACAGCUUUCCCCAGGAGCUCUCACAUGCCCAGGAGGUCAGCAGUACUAAGUGGCCACUUUUACAAAAAGCCUGUUUCCUUACCCAGUUGUUUUUACUGGGCUGAUUGUUAUCUCUCUGUGCCUUUUCCAGGCUCAGGGCUGGGCAGUUGUGCUCAGCCAGUGUGCUGACAGGACAGGUCCCUUGUUUUUCCUACACUCAUCAGUCAGCCUGUGUGAUGUGCUUCUAGAGUACUUACACUGCAAAGGCACCAAGGUAAGGGCUACUCUUUUGUUCCACUCUUGUGGAGAUAAUUUUGUCUGUCUUCCACUCUAAGGUUAUACUGGUUUCUUCUAAGAUCAACAAUACAUGUUAAUAUAAUGGAAUCAAAGAAAAGGCUUUGCUGUUUCACCAGCGAUCAUCUUGGUUUUACCUUAAGUGAAUAAGAAAUGUAUUUUCCAGAGUUUGAACUCUAUUUCUAGAGCUACAAAGCUGAAAUGUGUAGUUCAGAGCCAUAAAAGGUUUGCAUGAUCUUUGAAACAAAUAUGAAGGACUAUCUAUCAUCCUUCAAGAACAUGCUGAAGCAUCAAAUAUGAAAACAAUCAUAGUAGAUUUUAAAUCUAAAAUGUUAAAUGAGUUUAUGACAAAAGAACAUGUCCUGAAGAACAAGACACUCAGAGAGGAAGACAAAUGCUGCUCAGCAUUUCAAUACCUGUCUUCUAGACUUUGGCUUCUGGGGUAAAGUCUUCAAGGUGUUUUAGACAGUUCAGGCCUGUCUUUACAGUACCUGAGAGAAAAAUUGAUACCAAGAAAAAGGGUUCUGGAGUGCCAAGAAAGGGACUGUGACACCAGAGUGUCAGUAAAGGCUCUCUUGCUCCAGGGUUGCCUUGGCCAUUUGUGCUACAUAAUUUUUCCCUGUGUCUGGUGCCUGAACUAUUUCCUUGUAGUUAAUGUCUGAAUUUCUUCCAAGGCCAAAGAGAGAUCACUCUUUUCUUUUAAAAAGACGUGGAAAUAGAAGAAGCUUUUUUCAUACAGCCACUCCAUUGUAAUAGACCAUUCAGCCAUGACACAGAGAAUCUCAGCCUUUCUCUGCCUGGGCACACAUUUCUGUAGCCCUCUGACUUUCCCAGCAUAGCAAAAACAUGGAAUCACAGAGACUCAGGAGGAGUUACUGCUACAAAGAAAAGUGAAGCCAGGGAGACACUGGAUAAUACUUGAGAACCAGAGAGUAACACCAACCUGAAUGCUCUGAUGAAAGGACCACACUGAGUGAAAAAAAAAAAAAAAAUAAUGGAAAAAUUGAAUUCCUUUCAGCCUUAUUAGUCUAAAGAGUGAACUGGAACUGAAUCUGGGGAUAUUUAAAGUAUCCAUGCUCUCUAAUAUAAAAUAUAAAGUGCAACAUUCUGCCCUCUGAGACGCCAGGGAAUUGUACUGCACUGCCAGGGACCUGUGCAUUGAGUAACAGUGGAAUUACUCAAGACAGGAAUUUUUUUUUUGGAAAGGAUUUGCCAACUUCUGCCAUUGUUCAGUAUUUUCCCUGUCACAGGAUACAAAGUAAGCAUAUGUGGAACACAGGAAUUAACCUGCAGUGUUUCAGCAUUUAAAAAUUCUGGUGUUCUAAAAGAUCUUGGCAUUUCUGAGAGGAACUGACCAGAGCAUAAUUUUACUUCAGCCAAAUUAUAGCAUUUGUGAAGGAUGACCUGCUGAAUAAAGGAGGAAAUGUGAGGAGUCGGAUGAAAGGAGUUCCUAAAUAACAUGAAGCGCUGGUCUGGUGCUGGCCACAGACUCCCCUGUAUCAGUGGCAGCCUCUUGGUCCCUCUUUGCAGAGCACAUGGAAAAUCAGUCGCUGGUUUGCAGCAGCUGCCCAAACAGCACCAUGGGCAUUGUCUGGAGGAGACCCUGCCCUGGCUCAUGCCCCUGGCAGCAUCCUCAGUUUUGCAGGGCCGGUCUCGGCAGUGCUGCUGCAGCCCUGGAGCAGAGAGCGGCUCCCUGAGGCCCUGCCACGGGGCCAUGGCUCUGCUGCUGGCAGCGGCACAAGUGCUGCUGCUCCUGGGCCUGCCUGGGGCCUCCCAGUGCCUCUGCUCGCCCACUGCCUUCUACAAGAACUGCUGGAUCCGGCGCUUCCCAGGGCUGCUGGUGGACGUGCGGGAGUCGCGGCGCAGGGGAGCGCAGCUGCUGAGGGGGUACGCGGCAAUCUCCCCGCAGCAGUGCAGCAGGACCUGCUGCCUGCUGAGCAACGUCUCCUGCAAUCUAGCAGUGUUCUACCAUGGAGCCAUUCAUGAGAACAGGAACUGCCUGCACAUGUCUUGCCCAGCUUUGGAAAGCUGCAUUCUAAAGGCUGGAGUUGAUGUCAUUUUGUACAACAUCACAACAGGGAUUGAUCCAGAUCUUCUCAUUUUUGAGAAACUGAAAUCCCAAGAGCCAAAUGCUUACUCCUCAGCAAGUAAAUCUGAGAGGCAGCACAGCACAAAGACCCCUGAGGGGGGAAGAUGCCAACAUCCCAAUGCCACCAUGUCAGGUUCUCCUCUGCUCCGAGCUCCACCUGCUGCCAACAGCCAUGCAAGGACUCCCACCCCCAGCUGGAGUCUGACAGUGCAGAGAACUGAAGGUAGUGCCCAUUCCAGGGCAGAAACUUCCCCAGCAGCCAUUGCUUUUGAUAAGAGGACAAGCAGCAGGUCGGUCACCAGCUCAGACAAGACUGCACACUCAGCUUUGAGCCCCAAGCCUGCCCAGGUGUUAUCCCACGUGCCCACCCCUCCUCGCCUGAACAGCAGCAAGCAACACCUCAAUGAAACCAAAGGCUACAGUGGCAGGAAUUCCACGUCAGAUAACGAGGCAGCUGCCUGGGAAGCUGCAGCUUUGGGGGUCUGGCUGAUUCCUGUUGUCCUUUGCUCCUCUCUGCUCUGCCUGUGCUGUUGCACUGUUGCCCUCACAGCCGGACGCUGCGGCUGCAGGAGGGGUCACUAUAAACCCGUAAGGACAAGAACAACCAUGUCCAGACAGCUCAUAAAAUAUGCUCCUGUCAGAGGUAAUCUGUGAAACACCAUCCUGGCUCUAGAACAAACAGGAUUUUUAAAAUGCACCCCAUACACCAGUUUACUUCUCUCACAGAAGCAGUGAUAACUUAGUUCAGAAUAUUUUGGUAAUGAUUUAAUUCUCAGCAGAUGAAGCACAACUCCUUGUCUCUUUAGGUAGGAAACACCCACUCACACCUCCCACUGUUUGAAGCAUUUUGGUUCAUAAUCUGGUGCAGAUUAAUGCCUGACAAACACUGUAAUACUUUCCCCCAGGUUCAGUGCAGCUGCAGUGUUGGCAUGUCUGUGUGGCAGAGAAUUAUUUAACUGGAUGAGAAAUCCUGCCAUGGUUAUUUUUGUACUUGUCUAUUUGCUACUGAAUGAAUAAACAUCCCAUGUAAUGCAGGAA
Molecule: messenger RNA, 5412 nt
Organism: Passer domesticus (house sparrow)
Lineage: Eukaryota; Metazoa; Chordata; Aves; Passeriformes; Passeridae
Gene: MANSC4
Product: MANSC domain containing 4
Exons: 5
Coding region: 3745-5028 (427 amino acids)
Biological process (GO): extracellular matrix organization; epidermis development; epithelium development
Cellular component (GO): plasma membrane
Molecular function (GO): serine-type endopeptidase inhibitor activity
Source: RefSeq, a predicted model, not a curated record